This is a messenger RNA of Dovyalis caffra, 843 nucleotides long. Lineage: Eukaryota; Viridiplantae; Streptophyta; Magnoliopsida; Malpighiales; Salicaceae. The record is from the annotation of a GenBank genome assembly.
AUGGGCCUAAAAAUAAGAUCCAUUUCAGAUCCACUCUCGAAAAACAAUAUAAAGCCCGGCCCAAGGUUAAAACCCCAAUACGAGGGGGCAGCAAGAAUGGUGCGAGUUAGUGUUUUGAAUGAUGCUCUGAAGAGCAUGUACAAUGCAGAGAAACUUGGGAAGCGCCAGGUCAUGAUCAGGCCUUCCUCAAAAGUGAUCAUCAAGUUUCUGUUGGUGAUGCAAAAGCAUGGUUACAUUGGUGAGUUUGAGUUCGUUGAUGAUCACAGAGCUGGUAAAAUUGUGGUUGAACUAAAUGGAAGGUUGAACAAAUGUGGGGUUAUCAGUCCCCGUUUUGAUGUUGGUGUUAAAGAGAUUGAAACCUGGACUGCAAGGUUGCUCCCCUCAAGGCAGUUUGGUUAUAUUGUGCUAACAACUUCUGCUGGCAUUAUGGACCAUGAGGAGGCCCGUAGGAAGAAUGUUGGUGGCAAACCGAGUAUGGCUUGCACCAGAUUAUGGAAUGGAUUCUUCAAAGGGGCUGAGUUCUCUGAUCAGCUUCGGCCAUUAGGCUCAAUUUGCAACCCAUAUUCUCCUCUGCUUAGAGAACAAUUCACAAUGACCUCACACAACCUUAAACCACAAAAUUUACAGCAAGUUUGUCGAAAUGAAGAACAAAAUGGUGUGACAAAGAAUGAUGGUUAUGUAGAUCGCGAUGGCAUCGGAUUAAUCAGACAUCAAGUGCGUCGAGAAUUUCAUCAAUCUCUCGAUCUUAAUUAUCCUACGUUAGAAUCGAACUUAUUUGAAUUCGGUAUACCACCUCGACCUUGUUUAGAAUUGCAAGAUUUUUUCCAUAAAGAGGUAAAGUAG